Molecule: messenger RNA, 3210 nt
Organism: Rhincodon typus (whale shark)
Lineage: Eukaryota; Metazoa; Chordata; Chondrichthyes; Orectolobiformes; Rhincodontidae
Gene: prlh
Product: prolactin releasing hormone
Exons: 3
Coding region: 45-425 (126 amino acids)
Biological process (GO): feeding behavior; response to peptide hormone; G protein-coupled receptor signaling pathway
Molecular function (GO): neuropeptide hormone activity; prolactin-releasing peptide receptor binding
Source: RefSeq, a predicted model, not a curated record
UCUGCCAGUCAUUGACGUAAUCGCGAAAUAACAAUAAAAAGCGGAUGACAGUGAAUGGGACCAGCAGCUUCUCAACCCGCCUGUUUGAUACCGAGCGCGCUUGGCUCAAGCUCCGUCCACUGUCCAUCGGCAAGAACUUGCCCCCAAACCAUUGUGAGGGAAUGAAGCUGCCGUCGGUUUGCUGUAUCUUAUGCCUGUUGGUAUGCCUGGCAUUUCCUGAUGCGGAUUCUCGAGUCCAAGGCUCCUCGGUGGAGGUCAGAAAUGCUGAUAUUGAUUCCUCUUGGUAUACUGGACGUGGAAUAAGGCCUGUGGGCCGUUUUGGAAGGCGAGGACUAACCCUGGAAAACAUCAGGAAAUAUGAAUUUGGCACUCGUCGUGUCUGUAUCCCAAUCGAAGAAAGUGAAGAAUCCAACCAGGAUGAUUAAAUUAAGCUCCUGCCUAUAACUCUAUUCUCACAAAGCCAGUUUCAUUAUUUCUCAACUUUAUUUCUGUAAUUGUGUAAUAAAAAAACUCUCAAAUAACUAUCAAAAUGUGAAUAGUAUUAAAAAGACAAGGUUCAUCAUGUGUGCAAAAGCAAAACUUUAAUGUUGACUGCUGAAACUUCAACUAAAGUAGUUUUAGAGUUUCAACUCAAUUAGAAAUCAAUGUGCAUCCACACUUCUGUGCCUACCAUUGUCAUUUGGUGUUAUUUGCCAGGAUUAUAGGGAACUGUUUAAGAAAUAGCCAAACCAUGUCAGAAAUUGUGGUACUACAUUUCCCUAAACCUGUAAUUCUCACUCAUGUCUUCGAUUUCCAUUAGCUGUUUCUUUCAACUACAUUUCUUUUCUACUUAUUUUCCUGUUUUCUUUCUCUGCAUAAUUUUGAUUCCUCUUCAGUGAUUUUCAUUUCUUUUUCAGUUGUUGCAUUUUAAAAAUGUUUUGCUCAGAUUCAGCACCAAAACUAUUCUUUUCAGCAAAAGUAAUGAAUAUAUAAUUUGAUGUUAACCCUACCUUAAGACUGUCCUGCAUUGAGUAAGGUUUGUCAAUAUAUGUGAAAUGCAAAGUUUCCUAUAUUGUGGAAGCACUGAUGAAGACAUUUCAAGCAAAAUAUUGGUAAGAUCAUAGCAUUAUGUGUCUUCAUGAUUCAUACACCUGCUACUUUGACAGUAAAUUGCCAUCUUCUGUUCAUAGUAGCCAAAACAUAAAAUAGAAGAAAACUAACAGUGGUGUUCUUCUAUAGUUAUGCUUAAGGUACCUUAUUGGUACAAAACAGAGAGCUUUUUAUUCUACCUUUCACUUAUGUUGUACCUUCCUGAAAGUGCUUGUUGGCAUUUAGAUUUCAAAUCUGGAAAGUUUUUCCUCUAUAAGUGUUCGUAUCUCUCACUACUAUAAACUUAAACCAAUUUAACAAUAUUUCUAAGGAUUUUUUGUUAACUUUUUAUGACUUUUAAAGCAGUGUGAUACAAAGCAGUGAGUCUGAGUCCUGUAUUAGUGUUUGCAACAACCAUUUGGGUCAGAAAUCUAAUCUACCAAUUUUCCUAUUUUUUCCAAGGCUUUCACUAGUUCUUGGCGAGAUAGUUGUUGUGUCACUGUGGAACAUUGUAUCAGGCUAUUGCAUUGCCCCCAACCAAAAAUGCCAUUUUAAUGAUGUUGGUGUGUUUCCCAAUAAUUGAGGAAGGGCGGGGGGAAGGAGUGUAGUUUAAGAUAAAGUGACAAUUUUACUGUAGGAAUAAAUUGAUCCUAAUUCAAUUUUUUGCCUCUUCAUGUCAACCUUGCUUUGUGUUCCUUUCCAGCUUAUUAACCUAGUCCAUUUGUAUACAUAAUAUAGCCAGCUGUUCAUUUCUCUUCACCUAUAGCUUCGUAGUGCUUCAUUUGUCUCUGAGCUUAGCCUUGGGACAUUAAGAACAAACAUUCAAAAGCAUUGUCUUCCCUUGCUCUCCUAAGAUUGCUUUAAUAUAAUUAUCAAUCCCUUUCCUCUGGAGAAGUAUCUGACAUCCAUUUCAUAGUCUAGGGUUACUAAGAAACACAGCCAGCUGUGAUGGUUGCUUUAUACAAAAACUCCUGUCAACAAGUUCAAAAUGUGUGGAUGUCAAGAGAAGACAGGUUUUGAACAUGGAUAUAGUAACAUCCAGAAAAGAAUUGUAUUCCACACUACUGACAUUGCUAAAUGUAAAGUGCAAAAUGUAUAUUGAAUAAAGACCAUCUGUCAAAUGCUUGAAAUAGGAUGUUUACAGUAAACACCUCAAGCUAUUUGAUCUUAAAGAUAAAAUACUGUUGGAACAUCUGUUGCCUCUGAAGUUCAGCAAUUUCAUUUUCCUUUUCAGAAGUACCUUUGUGUUAAUUCUGCAUUUUAUGAGGUUGUGGUGUGAUUGUACAUUCAGGUGAAGCAUGUACUGUGCAGAAAGAUUACAUGUUGUUAGAAAAGUUUUAUUUAAAGGAGUUUCAACUGUAAGUACCAAUUUUAAGUAUUGCAAGACUAGAACUACUUUUUUCCUGCUAUUUUUCAUUAAUGUUAUCAUUCAUUUUAUUAACAUUAUCAUUGGAGAACUAGUCUGAAGAAGUUAUUGAGCUCGUAGUGGGUGGAAACUGGUUUGAACAUACACACAUAAUAAAGCAAUACUCCUCUGUAUCUCAUUGUAUUCCACUGUUCAUCUUGCUCCUCUGUUUUGCAGAUUAGGUGACUAAUGCUCCCUGUAUUGAUGGAUUUUAUCAACCUCUGCCUAUUCUGUGACAUUAUCCAGCUGCUGCCUUCUAAUCUUUUGCUAUCAAUUGUUUUCAGUUAGAUAAUGUGCCCACAUUAAGAAUAAUUCCAUGAUCUGGUGUUCCCAAUGGACCGUUCUCUAUUGCAGAGUUACCUAUAAUAGAUUGCCAUACUUAUCCUCUGUCUUCUCAUAGUAAUUCAAGAGUCCUUCUUAAAUUACACCGACUGAUUCAUCUGUAGCACAAUAACUCAAAAACUUCCACUCUGCAGAGCCAUAUUUAACCACAGAACACUUGAGUAUUACACAUUAUUAUCAGCCUAAUUUUACAAUUAUACAGAAAUGUCUUCAGGUUGUGAAACAACUUUUUCAAUUGUUCUGUUUUAUUUGUCCAUCUGUUAGCCUGCGAAACGAAACAAAUUGAUCAACUUUGUUGAUUUCAAUUACUAAUUGCUUAAAGCUUUCCUUGUGUUGUGAUUACCAUUGAUUUUUGUCUUAAUUUAACUUAAAAUAAAUUCUAAACAUCUGAUUUA